This is a messenger RNA of Hypanus sabinus (Atlantic stingray), 2468 nucleotides long. RefSeq names its product beta-galactosidase-like. Gene Ontology annotation, biological process: carbohydrate metabolic process. Gene Ontology annotation, molecular function: beta-galactosidase activity. Gene Ontology annotation, cellular component: vacuole. The record is from RefSeq and is a predicted model, not a curated record. Bases 70 to 2031 code for a protein of 653 amino acids. The transcript is spliced from 16 exons. NCBI's taxonomy places the organism in Eukaryota, Metazoa, Chordata, Chondrichthyes, Myliobatiformes, Dasyatidae.
AGGUGGAGGGUAGGAGACUGGGAGGGAGAGGAUUGUGCCAGGUCCGAAGGUCGGUGGAGGGAAGAGAGAAUGACUCGGCCGGUGGGGCCUCUCCACGACCCGGACCCUAACGGCGCCCGAGCCCCACCACAGCUCCGGCCGCCAGGGAGGCCGACAGCCCCGGGGGAAGUUGGCCUAGUGUGUAAGAGUUCGAAGCCUGGCACCUUCAUGAUUGACUAUGAGAAGAAUUGUUUCAGUAAGGAUGGUUCCUGCUUCCAGUACAUCUCCGGGAGUAUCCACUACUUCCGAGUCCCUCCCAUCUACUGGAAAGAUCGACUGCGGAAAAUGUACAUGGCAGGACUCAACGCUAUCCAGAUGUAUGUGGCUUGGAAUUACCAUGAAAUGACACCAGGCGUGUUCAACUUCACAGAGUCCAGGGACAUUGAAAGUUUUAUCCGCCUUGCCCAGGAAACAGGCUUGCUUGUCAUUCUGCGCCCUGGGCCAUACAUCUGUGCAGAGUGGGACCUGGGUGGCCUCCCAGCCUGGCUCCUGCAAGAUCCAGCCAUCAGUUUACGGUCAUCUGAUGAAAAAUACCUGGCAGCCGUGGAUCGAUGGUUUGGUGUUCUUCUGCCGAAGGUGAAGCCAUUUCUGUACCAGAACGGGGGGCCCAUCAUCAGUGUGCAGGUGGAGAACGAAUAUGGCAGUUACUUCACCUGUGAUUAUGACUACCUGAGGCACCUCCGCAACAUUAUCCGGACUCUCCUGGGCUCUGAUAUCCUCCUCUUCACCACUGACGGCAACCGGCCUGCUGAGCUCAGGUGUGGCACGCUGCAGGGCUUGUAUGCCACUAUUGACUUCGGCACCAAUGAAGAUGUUACCACUUCCUUUGAAGUCCAGAGACAGUUUGAACCAAGUGGACCAUUGGUGAAUUCGGAGUUUUACGUCGGGUGGCUGGACUACUGGGGAGUGGAACAUUCCGUUGUUCCCACUGCCAAUGCCACCAGGAUGCUGCGUCAACUGCUGGGACUUGGAGCCAACGUCAACAUGUACAUGUUUGAAGGGGGCACCAACUUUGGAUUCUGGAACGGGGCCGACUACAACAUCAGGUACCGGUCUAUCACCACCAGCUAUGACUACGACGCCCCCCUCUCUGAGGCUGGAGACCCCCGCGAGAAGCUACAUGCCAUUCGGGCUGUGAUCAGUGAGUUCCGGGAUGUCCCUGUGGGGCCGAUUCCCCCUCCCACCCCGAAGAUCGCCUAUGGCCAACUGGCCUUAACAAAGGUGGGAUCGGUACUGGAGCUGUUGUCCGUUCUGUCCCCCCGUGGAGCCACCAACUCCACCUACCCUCUUACCUUCGAGGAGAUGGGGCAGUACUUUGGACUGAUGUUGUACCGCACCCUGCUGCCAAGAGCUGUGGAGAAGCCCGCGCCGCUGAAGGCGCCGUUGAAUGCAGUGCAUGACCGAGCCUACGUCCUGCUCAGUGGGGUUUACCAGGGCCUGCUGGAGCGGGACACGGCGCUAGAGUUGGACAUCAUGGGAAGUGAAGGAGAUGUGCUGGACAUCAUGGUUGAGAACAUGGGCCGUGUCAACUUUGGGCCCUGUCUGCUGGACCGCAAGGGUCUGGUCAGGAACCUUUCACUGGCCAACACCGAUCUCACCGGCUGGUCCAUCUUUCCCUUGGCAAUCGAUGACGCCAUCGCUGCAGGCUGGAUUCACUCUGCUGCGGAAGUGGCUCCAGGCGAGACCCUGGCCCCGCUCCCGAGCUCACCUUCGCCUCAGGGUCCCACCUUCUUCUCCGGGACCUUCUCUUCCCCAAAUCCUCUGGACACCUACAUUAGGUUGGAGCACUGGAACAAGGGCCUGGUCUGGAUCAAUGGCUUUAAUGUGGGACGGUACUGGACCACGCGAGGACCCCAGCAGACGCUCUUUGUACCCAAGAGCUGCCUCAGCGAACACUCCCCAAAUAACGUGAUGGUGCUGGAGUUGGAGCAACUGCCUGCAAAGCCAAUGGUGGAAUUCCUGGAUCACAGUAUCCUGCUGCCACGGACCUAGGGAGAGGGGACAGCCCUUGCACCUAGCAGCUUUUAUCUGUACGGAGGGCCAAUCUCUGCAUCUCUGAGCAAAUACACGUGCUUGCAGUGUGAUUACAGGGGAAACAAUGAAAUUAUAAUCGAGCAAUGUAUGGUCCCUUUAGGGGCAGCGUGCAGCUUUAUCAUAGAGCAGAGCAGCUCAGCUUGGCAGCAUCAGUGCAGUCGCUAAUCGUGUACCUGGCAGGGACAGCCGGUUGUGCAGUCAGGGAGAUUACAGAGCAGAGUGUGACGGGAGCAGCCUUCUGUGAGAGACCUUGGCCACGGGGUGGGAGGGGAAACAGAGUGGAGGGGGCAGUCUCCCACAGCAGAAGAGGUUCUUGUGGGUCCAGCCAGUAACGAGAAUGGAGCCACUGUCCCCUGCUGAUCUGCAGGGCUAUUCCUGUAUGGUCUCGCGGGCUG